This is a messenger RNA of Exophiala dermatitidis NIH/UT8656, 1436 nucleotides long. RefSeq names its product elongation factor EF-1 gamma subunit. The record is from RefSeq and is a predicted model, not a curated record. NCBI's taxonomy places the organism in Eukaryota, Fungi, Ascomycota, Eurotiomycetes, Chaetothyriales, Herpotrichiellaceae. Gene Ontology annotation, cellular component: nucleus; cytoplasm. Gene Ontology annotation, biological process: translational elongation. The coding region runs from base 606 to 1295 and encodes 229 amino acids. The transcript has 3 exons.
GACCGAUGGGGGGUCGUUUUCGCUGGAUCACAGCGGACAAGCUUGCACGACUAUGAAGGACAGGCUAGUUACUGGUCGCUUACCUCAACGAAUGGAUUUUGAGGGCAGGGGAGUUCGGUCUGAUUGAUGCACAACGGACAUAUGAGUUCCAGUGUGGCCGACGGAAGGUCGUGUCGACCUGAGAUACUGUAGGAGCGUCGUUCUUAUCAGGAGGAGCUCCUCCCAGGAACGUGCUGUCGCCGGGGUUGGGCGCCAGCCAAGUGGAGUGAAUUCCAUAACCUCCCCCGGAUCACAGAGGUGAUCCAGAUCGCGCUGCACAAGCUGAGGCCUGAUCACCAGCAUGGUGCUGGCCACACUGCCACUGCUGGGGCUGGGAGCUCCUCCCCUCGCUUGCUGUCAGGGGUGUUGUCGUGGGCCAUGGCUUUGAGAGCGAAGGGAACAAGACCGCUGCCCGAUUUGGAGUCAGCCUAUCCUGAUGGCCCGUUAUCAUCCUAUAAUUCGAGACUAUGCGUCUGAGGAGAGCGUGAGCAACCGAGCCCUGCAUAGAACACCACCGCCACACCAGUAUCUACGACCUGGUUCUAGAGUCUUGCUUCGUGGCCAAGAUGUCUUUCGGGAAAAUCUACACAUACCCCAAGGCUCCAAGAUCGACGCCGACGUUGUAUAUCGCCUACUACAACAAGCUCGACGUCGAGAUUGUCACCGCUCUACCAGGCAAGAUCUAUCUAGAUCACGAUGGCGUGGGUGAAGAGUACUUUUCCAAGUUUCAUACUGGGAAGGUCCCUGCCGUGGAGACGGCGGACGGGUUCUGUGUCUACGAAAGCAUCGCCACUUCAUGGUUCUUGGCAAAGCAGGAUCCCAACACGAAACUGCUGGGCUCGAAUCUCCGAGAGGAGACGACUGUUCUGAGAUGGGCCUCUUUCACCAACUAUGAGCUGCUUCCACCCAUCAUGGCUUGGAUCAACCCCAUCAUUGGCCGGGCUCCGUCAAGCCCAGAAAUUCUCGACCAGUUAGAGCAAAAUUGUGAGCUUACCGUCCGAGCCGUGGAGAAGGAAAUCAAAGGCAAAAAGUUCCUGGUCGGCGACGUGCUGACCAUGGCUGACCUUUUCGUCAUCUCCGGCCUGGCUCGGGGAUACCAAUUCGUCUUCACCAAGAAGUGGGCGGCAAAGCAUCCUAUCGUGCACAAGUACUACGAAAGCAUUCGAACGGAUCCAAUCUUCACCAAGAUUCUGGGAGAACAUGUCGUUCGUGAUGAGCCUGGUGGGACGUACCCGGACUAUGAUGGGUUGAAAUAAAAUGAUAGAUAGUACCAGAGCAAGUCAAGCCUCGCUUUCACUGAUUGAAGCGUCCUCCAUGGACUCCUUGAGGACCGCGCUCAUCCAGCUGCCAAUCGGCCAAACAUUCCGUGACGAGAAAGUUCUCUCAGCCCAUUCGAG